GCCUCUCCCCUAGGGGCGGGGCCAGGCGUGCGAGCCAAUGAAUGGCCGCCCCUGGGGCCCCGCCCCGCCCCCGCCUCCGGAGCCGCGGCCUGCGCUGAGCACCCAACCGCCCCUCGCCCAGGCCCGGGGCCGCACGAGCGCCGAACCUCGGGCUGCGCCCCGCCUCAGGACACCAAGAUGCCUGGCGAACAGCAGGCAGAGGAGGAGGAGGAAGAGAUGCAGGAGGAGAUGGUGCUGCUGGUGAAGGGUGAGGAGGAGGAGGGUGAGGAGAAGUAUGAGGUGGUGAAACUCAAGAUCCCUGUGGACAACAAGGAGGUUGCCAGCCAGAUGCCAGCGCCGUCGGCCGACCCGGCGCGCCCCCACGCGUGCCCGGACUGCGGCCGCGCCUUUGCGCGCCGCUCCACCCUAGCCAAGCACGCGCGCACGCACACGGGCGAGCGCCCCUUCGCGUGUACCGAGUGCGGCCGCUGCUUCUCGCAGAAGUCGGCGCUGACCAAGCACGGCCGCACGCACACGGGCGAGCGACCCUACCAGUGCCCGGAGUGCGACAAGCGCUUCUCGGCCGCCUCGAACCUGCGGCAGCACCGGCGGCGGCACACGGGCGAGAAGCCGUACGCCUGCGCGCACUGCGGCCGGCGCUUCGCGCAGAGCUCCAACUACGCGCAGCACCUGCGCGUGCACACGGGCGAGAAGCCUUACGCGUGCCCGGACUGCGGACGAGCCUUCGGCGGAAGUUCGUGCCUGGCGCGCCACCGGCGCACGCACACGGGCGAGCGCCCGUACGCAUGCGCCGACUGCGGCACGCGCUUCGCCCAGAGCUCGGCGCUGGCCAAGCACCGGCGCGUGCACACGGGCGAGAAGCCGCACCGCUGCGCCGUGUGCGGCCGGCGCUUCGGCCACCGCUCUAACCUGGCGGAGCACGCGCGCACGCAUACGGGCGAGCGGCCCUACCCGUGCACGGAGUGCGGCCGGCGCUUCCGCCUCAGCUCGCACUUCAUCCGCCACCGGCGCGCGCACAUGCGGCGCCGCCUCUACAUCUGCGCGGGCUGCGGCCGAGACUUCAAGCUCCCCGCCAGUGCCACAGCCGCCACGCCCACCGAGCGCUGCCCGGAGUGCGAGGGCAGCUGAGCCACGGCGGGGCAGCGGAGGGCGCCUGGGCUCCUUCCUCGCCCACACCUUGGUCGGGGCGCUCCAGGACUGGGCGACAGGGAGUGCCCUGCCGGGGUCCCCGGAAACCGUGCCCCGUCCCCAGCCACAUUCCCUUGGCCCUUCUGAGUGAAUAAAGUAUUCUAUCUUCA
Messenger RNA from Meriones unguiculatus (Mongolian gerbil), 1298 nucleotides. RefSeq names its product zinc finger protein 771 (gene Znf771). The coding region runs from base 178 to 1128 and encodes 316 amino acids. The transcript has 3 exons. Lineage: Eukaryota; Metazoa; Chordata; Mammalia; Rodentia; Muridae. The record is from RefSeq and is a predicted model, not a curated record.